GUAACUUCACUGUCUAACGGAUACGCCUCUCUGCGAGAGAAGACUUUGUGAAGCUCCCCUCCUCUUCCGCGUCAGCUUCCGAAACUCCCAAUUCGGUAUUGCUGCUCCUCCCUGGAAGCCGAGCAGACCGCGGGAGAACAAGUGACUCGGUGAUAUUACUUAGGGGAAAGCAACUGGGCUUUACAAUGAGAAGAUUGAGAUCAGCUGUGAAAAAUGGAAGAACAGCAGCCCAGGAGACUCCUGAAAACCCAAAGAGAUCUCCAAGAAAGAAAGUAAAAUCUUUCCAAGCGAUCAAAGAAGAACCCCUAAGUCCUGUUCCUUCCCAGAAUUCCACUUACCACUAUUUCAAAGACCCAGAUGACAUCAGUUCCUUUAGAAAGCAGCUGCUCCGGUGGUAUGAUGAGUGCAAAAGGGAACUUCCCUGGAGGACCUUGGCUGCAACAGAAUCUGAUGUAAACAAAAGGCUCUACGCAGUUUGGGUUUCUGAAAUCAUGCUGCAGCAAACACAGGUUGUCACGGUGAUUGACUACUAUAAUAAAUGGAUGAAGAGAUGGCCAACAGUACAGGAUCUUGCUGCAGCCACUUUAGAGGAUGUGAACGAGAUGUGGUCGGGGCUGGGCUUCUACUCUCGAGGAAAGAGGCUCCACAAUGGUGCUCAGAAGGUGAUGUCUGAGUUGAAAGGUGAGGUGCCGACCACAGCAGAAGAUCUGCAAAAGUUUCUUCCCGGAGUAGGCAGGUACACGGCCGGGGCAGUGGCCUCCAUCGGCAUGGGGCAGGUGACCGGAGUGGUGGAUGGUAAUGUGAUUCGGGUAAUGUGUCGCACGCGCGCCAUUGGGGCUGACUGCACUAGCCCCUCUGUCACAGAGACUCUCUGGAGCCUAGCCAAUACCUUGGUAGACCCCAAGCGAGCAGGAGACUUCAAUCAGUCUAUGAUGGAGCUGGGUGCCACUGUGUGCACACCAAAAGCGCCCCUGUGCUUGGAGUGUCCUAUUCAGACACACUGCAGGGCCUACAAGCAGGUUAAGAUCCAGCUGGAUUUGGCAUCAGAAAGGCUUCUGGGUAAAUCCACAGUGCAGUCCAGUUCUGUUCCAGAUAUUGAAGAAUGUGCCUCUGCAGGCUUUUGCUCCCUGUGCCUCCCUCCUGGGGAACUGUGGGAUAGCAGCCUAGGGGUGAUGAACUUCCCCAGGAAGCCUGUGAAGAAGCAGCCGCGGGUGGAGCGGACUCUGACCUGUGUACUGGACCGGAGGGGUGUCGGGGGAGAGACUGAAUACCUCAUCGUACAGAGACCCAGCACAGGGUUGCUGGCGAUGAUGUGGGAGUUUCCCAGCCUGCCCCUGGAGGAGAGGGACUUCUCUGAGAGCAAGCAAAAAGAGGCUGUGCUGGCCCAGGUUCAGAGCGUACUGGGAGGCCCAGGCAGCCUGGGGGCCCUGCAGCACAUUGGAGAGGUUCUGCAUAUCUUCACCCACAUCCACCAGACUUACGUGGUGUAUCGCUGCAGCCUGUCCGACCCCACAGGUGUGGAGCUGAGAGAGGGUGAAGCACCUACCACCCGCUGGGUAACGAAGGCUGUGUUCCAGCAGGCAGCUGUGUCCACAGCCAUGAAGAAGGUCCUCAAGCUGUAUGAGAGUAAGGAAAGCCACGAGGAGGAAUGUAGAAAGAGCUGGAAAAGAAAAAGAGACUCUGGAUCCAAAGACAGAAAACGCAAGCCCCAAAAGAUUAAAGUGGAGCAGGAAACCAGCACUGGGAAGAAGCAACUUUCGUUGCACAACUUUUUCCAAAGACCCAUGAAACAAGCGAUUGACAACGGGUCCUGAGUUGACCUUCAAUCAUCUUGGCUGGUGACCACCACAGGGAUCUGUAGUUGUGAACCUAACUGGAACUUCAGUUUCUCUGGGAGAGGUAAGCCAGCAUACCUCCUUAGUGCCCAUUUGCCUCUGGAACCAUCCGUUUUGACACCUCCAAUGUAUUGCCCUGUAUCAGCAAUCAUCUGUUCACGAUACUGCACACUGGUUACGAUUCUGCACACACAACGGUGACUACUGAAAACCAUCAUUAAAGCAAAACCUGUUCCGGUUGCAGGCUAAUGCCAUUUUAUUUUUGCAGCUUGGUUCAUAAUGGUUUAUAAUGGAGACACGUCACUGCAUGAGCCUGCAAAGUCUUCCUUCUGGGAUUGGAAUGUCCUUUUGAUGUGCUUGUUUGUUGUUUCCUCCUGUGAAAUCAAUCCUGUUACACCUCUCUUUAGAGCCAGUAAUCCACUGAGCAAAAGGUCUGCAAAACCAAAUGGCGAUGAAACAACAAAUUGAAUACUUUAGGAUUGUUUGUUGGAGGAAAAAAUAUAACCAAAAAAAGAUACAAAUCCAAUUGAUAUCUGUGACUUUAAUAUCAAAGCUAUACAUGAAAUGCAAAUGUUUAACAUGUUUUUCAUUCACUUUGAAAUUGUUCACCCCAAAAGAAACUAAGGUGCUGUAUCCUGUUUUCAGGGUGGGAGUUAGGGGUUUCUAUCCACUUUUCCAGUCACCCAGCAGAUCAGUAACUAUAAAGCCUAGAACAAAUGGCACUGUUAACUAAUGGUUUGCAGUAACACCACAGUGGUGAUUGAUAUCAUGAUGCUGUUUAUUUGCAUUUCAAUAGGAAACAAAUGUACCAUUUUAUAAGUAUUUAACAAAAUAAUUUAGUAUAGAUUUCUUGAAUGUUGUACUUUAUCUUAGAGCUGUUCUCACAUUGUGACCCAUGUGUCACCCAAGUAAGUAAGUGAUUUUUAACUUAACUCAAUAGAGCAGACUCAAAAUAAAUAAAUAAAAAUCUGCUACAGUUAAGACUCUCAGGCAUUAACUCCACAAGAUUCAGCCAAACCAAACAGAUCAAAAACACGGCACAACAGCACAGAUCAAAACAUAUCUUGCUGUCUGGGAUUGGGUUGGUGUGGCUGAACUUGUGUUCAGUUCUGCCUAGCCUUGAGUAAUCAGCCAUUGAGGUUGUUACUAAGAACUGCUGUAUUGAGGCAGUGGAAAUUGUAACUGAAAAAAAGUCAUACUCAAUCAUAUUAUAUAUGUACCCUGAACUGUAUUUUAUGAAAACAUGUAUUUUGUAAAAAUAAAAAAUAUUUGUGAUAUGA
Messenger RNA from Acipenser ruthenus (sterlet), 3115 nucleotides. RefSeq names its product mutY DNA glycosylase (gene mutyh). The record is from RefSeq and is a predicted model, not a curated record. Gene Ontology annotation, cellular component: nucleus. Gene Ontology annotation, biological process: mismatch repair; base-excision repair. Lineage: Eukaryota; Metazoa; Chordata; Actinopteri; Acipenseriformes; Acipenseridae. Bases 186 to 1814 code for a protein of 542 amino acids. The transcript is spliced from 16 exons. Gene Ontology annotation, molecular function: purine-specific mismatch base pair DNA N-glycosylase activity; adenine/guanine mispair binding; 4 iron, 4 sulfur cluster binding.